AUGGUCAAAUUCGACAGUGGUUCCGAGUCCGAGAUGACAACCGGAGACGACAUUUAUAUCGACAGCAUACAUGAAGUCAAGCCCAAGAUGAAGAACGGAAACGGUGUCUACAACGAACCCAAACAUGACCAGUUCCAGGACCGUGAUGAGAUGGAGGUUCUCAUCCUUCCUGACCUCUUCUCCUCCUUCAUGUCGGUCCCAGCCCGUGAGAACCCCAACUAUGCAAGCGUCAAAGUAGACGCCGAUGCUUGGAUUUGCUCCGUUAUCAACGCCGAUGCCGACUGGACCAACAAAAACAAGCGUGUUGACUUUACAUAUCUUGCCAACAUCUGGGCCCCUGACUGCAGUGCCUUUGCCUUGCGCACGUCAGCCGAUUGGAACUCGUGGGCUUUUCUCUUCGACGACCAGUUCGAUGAGGGCCACUUGUCCAAUGACUUGGAGGGUGCUAUAAAUGAAAUUGCCAGGACGCGUGAGAUCAUGGAAGGUACUGCCCCACGGUAUACCGUCGACUCAGAGCACCCCAUCCGCUAUGUCUUCCAGACAUUGUGCGAUCGCAUUAAGCAAAGCCCAGAGGGUAUGUUUGUGGGAAAGCCGACGUCAGAGCGCUUCUACAAGCGUUGGAAGUGGGCACAUGAGCUGUACUGGGAUGGACUGGUCGACCAGGUUCGGACCAAUGUUGAGGGCCGACAAUACACACGUCAUCCAGAAGAGUAUAUGGCUAUGCGCCGAGGCUCGCUCGGUGCCUACCCUGCUCUUGUUAAUAAUGAGUGGGCCUACGGUAUUGACUUGCCUGACGAGGUAGCAGACCAUCCUUCUGUGUUUGAGAUCAUGGUCAUCAUCAGCGACCAGAUCCUAUUAGUCAAUGACAUCCUCUCCUACGAGAAGGACCUUCGUCUUGGUGUGGACCACAACAUGGUCCGUCUACUCAAGGCCAAGGGGUUGACAACCCAACAGGCCAUAACUGAGGUCGGACUUUUGAUCAACAACUGCUACAGACGUUAUUACAGAGCACUAUCAAAGAUGCCUUGCUUCGGCGAAGAGGCUGACCGCGCUCUGCUUGGUUUUCUCGAGGUGGAGAAGAACCAUGCUCUUGGUAGUCUACUUUGGAGCUACAAGACAGGUCGUUAUUUCAAGAGUAAGGAGGAUGGCGCUCGGGUUAGAAAGACGCGAGAGUUGUUGAUACCAAAGAAUCUGGCGGCGUUGUAA
Fusarium venenatum is the source of this 1206-nucleotide messenger RNA. RefSeq names its product isoprenoid synthase domain-containing protein. The record is from RefSeq and is a predicted model, not a curated record. NCBI's taxonomy places the organism in Eukaryota, Fungi, Ascomycota, Sordariomycetes, Hypocreales, Nectriaceae.